Molecule: messenger RNA, 2417 nt
Organism: Dissoconium aciculare CBS 342.82
Lineage: Eukaryota; Fungi; Ascomycota; Dothideomycetes; Mycosphaerellales; Dissoconiaceae
Exons: 1
Coding region: 127-2343 (738 amino acids)
Source: RefSeq, a predicted model, not a curated record
CUGUUCAGCACUUAUGCAGCAUCGUUUUGCGCACGCCCCAAAGUCAUGAAGAACCGCGUCUCCCGACGUGCAGAUGAAAACAUUUUCACAAACGCGCCACUCCUACAUAUGCGAUCAUAAAACGGGAUGGACGUUGAGACAGCCGCGUCGGGUUCGACCCUUGGCUUUUCCGACCUGAGCGCAAUGGAGAAUGAAACAGAUGAUCUAGGGAGAAGGAUCUUGCAACACCAACGCUAUUCUACGGGUCAACAAUUUGAGAACCAUGUACAGCCGUUCUCGCGAGCUCGACCUCGAAAGACAGAACCACUUAAAAUCGAAACUAUCGUGCAGACCGUGAAGGAUGAGCAUCGCCAUAGGCGGACAGCCAGCGAUGGAAGCGCAGCUGCGAAUUUAUCCCUGAAUGUCCCUAAGGAAUGGGGUCGAAGAGCUAGACGGAGGCCCGACUGGUUGCGUAGCUAUGAGUCGGACGAUACGCCAACAAGCAUAGCAAAGUUGGACGACGACGCUAUUCUGCCACGUAGGACAGCAUUUACCGGAGACGAAAGCCCGAUCCUGCAAAGGUCAGCCACGAGGGAGAGAAUCGUUCAAUCCGUUGAACAACAGAGUCCAUCUUUUCAGCGCGUUCGCGGUUCUACUUCGCCUUGGUCCCUGAAACACAUGAAUACCACAUUACGAUCCGGCUUGGAUAUGGACGAAGAAGAGCUGGGAUUCGCCGACAACUCGAUUCUCACAUCUACUCCAGCUGGAAACUUGCGCGAUUACAAGCAAAAUGCUCUGACUCGACAUGAGAUUAUGGUAUUGGAGCAAAGAGGCGUGACUCGCAAGACACUCGAUCAAAUAUCUGAGCGUUCACACGACCUUGGUGGUUCUAGGUUUCCAACAUCUACUGGUGAUCAGAUCGCGAAACCGACUCGCAGACGAAGAAGCGGUGCCAGCAACAAAGAGAACGAGGAUUUCGGUCAUGGCGAGGACACAGAUAGCAAAUCUCAACGGUCUUCCGGAUCAUCGGCUCAUGCUCCCGAGCCACAAAAUACACGAUCUUACUCCCACGCUCGCCAGGACUCAAUAGCCCUGCUAAGAAAGCUCGCUCGGGUGACUAGCUUAUCGCCGAGUCCCGCCAAACCCAUGCCCGCCAACGACACUGAGGACGUUGCACUAACGAGAGAUUCUACUGGGGACACAGCACAUGUUUCAGCACAACGUCUGAGAGGGACCAGAGUUUUGUCCAUCAAGAGUGAACCUGAAAGUAUGAACGCGAACAGCGACACUUCGACAGCAGGCCCGACUGGCAGCGGUGGUGAUUUACUCGAGACUGGCGAACCUGCUGUGACUUCGUCUAAGAGUAAUCGAUCUCAAGCGAAGUCAGCCCUGGAAGAUGUUUUGCGAGAGGCUCAAGAACAGAAGAACAUCCAUCUGGGAGAAAGCACAAUAGCCUCAUUAGAGGACAUCGUGCAUCCCAAUGAGGAUCCUUCAGAUCUGAAGACAAGCCCCAACGACUUUGAUGGCGUUCAUCCGACAGUCGAUCGACUUAAAAAUGUGGCAUCAGCGAAGAAUGUGCGCCUGGAGGAAGACCUGGCACUGCAGAAAUUGAAUCAAAGCCUACGAACAACGAGGACGAACAUCAAAGAUGCUAGCAAGGGUCUCCGACGCAUUGAGAAUAAGAUUGAAGCUGCGCAGUGGGAACCGCCCAUUGUGCUCUCUACUGCCACAAAGCCGUUGCGUCACCAGCUUGGCGACGCUACUUGUCAACACUGCGGCGGCCGUCAAAACUCCGCCUGGCACACGUUGUGGAACGAGUUUCGGAGCAACUUUUACACCUGGGAUUCUAAGCGCCAGAGCCCCCUUCGUUUGACAUGGCUUGGACUCGCUUGUCUACUCUGGACGAUAUGGUACCUCACAGAGACCACACUCUGCGCAUAUUACUGCCACCAAGCCUACGCCGUUGAGAUGGUAGGCUACGGUGUCGACCCUGACGCUCCCGACUAUCCUUUCGUGAUACCUACACUAUUAUUUCGUCCCUUCAAGCCAAUUUGGCAUCCUGUCUUGCAAUACCUAGCGUGGAGUUUCGGAGUUUUAUUGAAUUUGCUUUUUGGCGAUGGGUUUAGCGUUGGCGUAGUGCCGAAUGUCCCUAGGCGGGAGCCGAAGAGGCGAUUUGGUCAACGUGCGAUGAGCACAGGGGCAUCAUUCCCGGUUUUUGCAAAAGCUGUCGAUGGCAACGCUGGUUGGUUAUCUGCCGCGGCAACUGCUACAUCAUCUGCGGUCCGACACGUUGCGGAGAGCACUUUCCGCGCGGCAAGUGAUGCAGGCAGCAUGUGGGAGGAUGCAUUCCAUUCUACUCCUUGAAAUAUGUAAAUUGAAGCUGGGUCGACUGAAUACUGAAAUGAUCAUGUGAAUUGCCGCAAGGCAAAGUUCUCAAG